Molecule: messenger RNA, 357 nt
Organism: Fraxinus pennsylvanica
Lineage: Eukaryota; Viridiplantae; Streptophyta; Magnoliopsida; Lamiales; Oleaceae
Source: the annotation of a GenBank genome assembly
AUGGCGGUAGAGUACAAAUGCUGUGGAACAGAGUUUUUUGUUCAUAUUGCAGUGAUUGUUUUUCUGGUGGUUUUUGCGGGCUUAAUGUCCGGGCUCACUUUGGGCCUCAUGUCUUUAAGUCUUGUUGAUCUUGAAGUUCUUGCCAAGUCCGGAACUCCGAAGGACAAAAAAUAUGCUGCGAAGAUAAUGCCAGUAGUCAAGAAUCAACAUUUACUACUUUGCACCCUACUCAUCUGCAAUGCUGCUGCCAUGGAGGCACUUCCAAUUUUUCUAGACAGUCUAACUACAGCCUGGGGAGCUGUCCUAAUCUCCGUGACACUAAUACUUUUGUUUGGUGAGGUAACAAGCCGAGCUUGA